GGCGAGUCAUAUUCAAACCAAAGCCCAUGAUUCAUGUAUUCACUCUUACGCCAACAUUUUAUCUUGUCUUGUCCACCUUCAACUACAUAUACAUACAUACAUACAUACAUACAAAAGUCUCCGGUUGGCGCGUGAUGGGAAAUUGUUGCUCCGACGGCCCCGGCGGUCAGUCCGCUGUCGGCGGAACAUCAGCUGCUCAUCGUAAUCAAACUGGUGGCCCCAACGAUGCUGUCGAUUGUUUUCUCAAGUCCCGCGGUUAUCGCGGCCUCUUUUCUCAGAUCGAGUUGUCCUUAUCUGCUUCAAAUCUGCGUGACCGUGAUGUGCUCUCCAAGAGUGAUCCUAUGGCAGUUAUCUAUGCGAAAGGAAAGGAUGGUGCACUUCAAGAACUUGGCCGUACAGAAGUAGUCUUAAACUCAUUAAAUCCCCAGUGGAUCACAAAGCAUAAUAUUACAUAUUACUUUGAGGUGGUGCAGAUGCUGGUGUUUCGGUUGUAUGAUGUCGAUACUCCAUUUCAUGAUCUAGAAGUAAAGAUGAUAAAACUCGAUGAGCAACAAAUACUUGGGGAGGCGACAUGUGCUUUGUCUGAGAUAAUCACCAAAUCAAAUAGGUCAUUAACAAUAGAUCUUAAACGUAUAGAGGAUUCUACCAGACCAAGUCAACCUGGAAAGUUUGGCCAGCUUACUAUAUGUGCCGAAGAAUGUGUUAGCUCCAAGAUUUCUACAGAGUUGGUACUGAGGUGUUUGGAUUUGGAAUACAAAGAUCUCUUUGCAAGAAAUGACCCAUUUUUGACAAUAUCUAAAUAUUUGGAGAGUGGGAUCACCUCCCCGAUUUGCAAAACAGAAGUUUUGAAAAAUGAUCAGAGCCCAGCAUGGAAACCAGUUUUUCUAAAUAUUCAACAAGUUGGCAGCAAGGAUACUCCUUUAAUUAUAGAGUGCUUUAACUUCAAUAGCAAUGGGAAACAUGAUUUGAUAGGAAAAGUUGAGAAAUCACUGGCCGACUUGGAAAAGCUGCACUCCAUGGGCAGUGGAGUGCAUUUAUAUUCACCAACCCCUGUUGGGAACAAUUAUGAAAACAAGGUUUUAAAGAGCCAAUUAUUUGUGGAUACAUUUUCCGAAAGUGUGCAAUAUACAUUCUUGGAUUAUCUGGCUGGUAGAUGUGAGCUGAACUUCAUGGUGGCCAUCGACUUCACAGCUUCCAAUGGCAAUCCACGGCUUCCUGAUUCCUUGCAUUACAUUGACCCUACUGGACGACCAAACGCAUACCAAAAAGCUAUCUUAGAUGUUGGAGAGGUAUUGCAGUUCUACGACUCGGACAAAAAGUUUCCGGCUUGGGGUUUUGGAGCACGACCAAUUGAUGGGCCUGUAUCCCAUUGCUUUAACUUAAAUGGAAGCAGUACAUACUGUGAGGUUGAAGGCAUUCGAGGAAUUAUGAUGGCAUAUACAAGUGCCCUUUAUAAUGUAUCACUUGCUGGACCAACAUUAUUUGGACCGGUGAUUAGCGAAGCUUCUCUGAUAGCAAGUCAGUCUCUAGGAAAUAAACAACAGAAGUACUAUGUUUUGUUGAUAAUUACAGAUGGAGUUAUAACAGAUCUCCAGGAAACAAAAGAUGCUCUUGUGAAGGCAUCUGAUCUGCCCUUGUCGAUCCUUAUCGUUGGAGUUGGGGGAGCUGAUUACAAAGAGAUGGAGAUUUUGGAUGCAGAUAAAGGUGAAAGGCUUGAAAGUACAACAGGACGUGUAGCAUCUCGUGAUAUAGUUCAAUUUGUUCCGUUCAGAGACGUAGAGAAUGGAGAGGUUUCUAUCGUCCAAUCUCUUCUGGCGGAACUACCUUCUCAGUUUUUAACAUACAUGCGAACAAGAGAUAUUCACCCGGCUUCCUGAUCAUACAUAAAAUUGUAAAUACACGUUGUAUCUGGUAUUUUCUUCGUCUCAAUUAAAUUUUCCCUUGCCAAAGUUUAUGUUGGCCAAUUUAAUCCACGUCCUUUUUUAAGUGAGUCAGCCGGAAAGUUCUUUAUAUUUCUCUCAGAGUCUUGGGUGAGUGUUUGAGGCAUAGUUCAGGGGUAGGUGUUUGAGGCAGAGUUCGUUUUUCCUGAUAUGUGUCACUCUGUUUAACAAUUUGAUUUUGCGAACAUUACAAGAUGAGGGUUUACUCGAGAUGUACACUAAACGAACUGCUUUGAAUUCCA
Daucus carota subsp. sativus is the source of this 2182-nucleotide messenger RNA. RefSeq names its product protein BONZAI 1. Bases 27 to 1877 code for a protein of 616 amino acids. Gene Ontology annotation, molecular function: calcium-dependent phospholipid binding. NCBI's taxonomy places the organism in Eukaryota, Viridiplantae, Streptophyta, Magnoliopsida, Apiales, Apiaceae. The transcript is spliced from 16 exons. The record is from RefSeq and is a predicted model, not a curated record. Gene Ontology annotation, biological process: cellular response to calcium ion. Gene Ontology annotation, cellular component: plasma membrane.